UCACACUCAUGACUCCAAAUUUGAGAACACUCCACAGUCUGCUAGAUUUGUGAAACCCGCUCCUCUGCUUCUGCUGGAAAAUUAUUCAACAUUCAACAGACGUAAAGAAUUGAUUUUGAGUUUUUUUUUUAUUGAUCAGUCUACCCGGAUUUGAACUGGGCAAAAAAGGAUUUGCAGAAGGAGUGAAUUCAAUCGUUUUUAAUGGCUCUUGGACGGCCAACACCAUUUAUAUAGACAGCAGAGUGGUGGGGACAGCUUCUUUUUGUAUGUGAUACUGAUUAAUUGUCCAUUCCCUGUAGUGGGUUGAUGUUAGUAUGGUAAUAUGAGAGCAAAAGGGUAUCAGAAAAUCAAAAUUAAGUAGCUGUAGAUAUGGGUGUGGCGAAAGUGUGGAGGUAUAGUUGUGGGGUAUUGGCUAAUACCCAGAAGCAGCAUUUCUUCUUUAGCUGUUGGUUAUGGAGGCGACCGAUCUCAUGUACCAAAGUUUGUGGGUUCAUGCUGUUUGCCUUAGGUUUGAUUUCCCUCUUCACCGGUUAUGUUGCAUCCAAUCUUGAAUUGUACUCUCAGAGACUCGCCAAAGGUGCUUGGUUUUACAAACAGGAUGGGGACGCACCAAUUGAUAUUUGGAAGUCAAGGUAUUCAACUUCUUACUAUGGAUGCAGUGAGAGAGGCCCUCGCUUUGCUUCUGCUGUGAAUGUGCGAUCUUCAAAUGGAUAUCUACUUAUUGCAACUAGCGGAGGACUCAACCAACAAAGGACUGGAAUAACUGAUGCUGUAGUUGUAGCGCGGAUUCUUAAUGCCACUUUAGUCGUACCUGAGUUGGAUCAUCAUUCAUUUUGGAAGGAUGACAGUGAUUUUUUCGACAUCUUUGAUGUUAAAUGGUUCAUCUCUUACCUUGCGAAGGAUGUCACUGUUGUUAAAAGAGUUCCAGAGAAGGUCAUGAGGUUAAUGGGAAAACCUCCAUAUACCAUGCGCGUUCCUAGAAAAUCAGAACCUGAAUAUUACGUGGACCAAGUAUUGCCAGUACUCUUAAAGAGACGUGUUCUUCAGUUGACAAAAUUUGAUUUUCGGCUUGCUAAUGACCUUGACGAGGAGCUACAAAAAUUGCGUUGCCGUGUGAAUUAUCAUGCUUUAAGAUUUACUAAGCCCAUAAGGAAUUUUGGUCAGAAACUUGUAGUGCGUAUGCGAAAAAUGGCAAGACGUUUCGUUGCAGUUCAUUUGAGGUUUGAACCUGAUAUGCUAGCAUUUUCUGGGUGCUACUACGGCGGGGGUGACAAGGAAAGAAAUGAACUGGCUGAGAUAAGAAAAAGAUGGGCUACUUUACCUGAGCUGAUCCCUGAUGAAGAGCGAACACGAGGAAGAUGCCCCUUAACACCCCAUGAAGUUGGACUUAUGCUGCGGGCGCUUGGAUUCAAAAAUGACACAUAUCUUUAUGUUGCAUCCGGUGAAGUAUAUGGUGGAGAAAAAACUCUGCAGCCACUAAAGGAGCUGUUCCCAAACUUCUAUACCAAAGAGAUAGUUGCUGGUGAUGAGCUGAAACCUUUUCUUCCCUACUCUUCUCGUCUUGCAGCAAUCGACUAUGUUGUGUGUGAUGAAAGUGAUGUCUUUGUAACCAACAAUAAUGGGAACAUGGCUAAGAUCCUUGCUGGUAGUAGGAGGUACAUGGGGCACAAGAGGACCAUCAGACCAAAUGCCAAAAGACUCAGUGCUUUGUUCCAGGCUCGAAAUAAGAUGGACUGGGACACAUUCUCUAGAAAGGUGAAAUCAUGCCAAAGCGGAUUCAUGGGUGAACCUGAGGAAGUGAGACUGGGCCGUGGAGAGUUUCAUGAAUAUCCAUCCUCGUGUAUCUGUAAGACACCAUUCAAUCAUUCAAAUUUCAUAGAAAAAUACAACAAUCAUACUCCCAGUGCAAAUCCAAGUCUUCUGGAUUCAAGAUAUAGGUACAUACGCAAUAGCAGCGACCUUGAUGAUAAGAUCUUGCAGAAACUGUAUUAGUGGAGGAAAUUUGACAGGACAGAUAAAGAUAUUAUUAUAAGAGACCCCUAGGACCUGGAGAAUUAGUUCAAUUGUAAAGACGCAACACGUCAUGGACUUGAACCAUGUCAAGCAAAAGGCAUAUUAUUUAUAUUUGGAGGAGGGUAGGGGGGCAGGGAAUAUACUCCCUGAAGUUUCAGACCUGUGCGCGAAGUGCACUCAAGCCACAAGCCUACAGAAUGAGUGAAUCGUUGAUCUGACUAUGUAAGUUACUUGGGUAAGUGUUGUACCAUUGUCAUUUUGACACUGUAUUUAAGUGCCUUCUUUUGGCAGAACUUGAGGGACUGAAUCCCUGCACUUGACACUGUCAUUGUCCAGAUUUCGUGUUUUUGGUUCACCGCUGUUUCUCUAGAAAGCGAUUUUUGAUGUGCUGCAAUUGUUAAUAUACUUUUCUGUAAGAUAUGUA
This is a messenger RNA of Solanum verrucosum, 2437 nucleotides long. Its product is annotated as O-fucosyltransferase 29-like. The transcript is spliced from 9 exons. Lineage: Eukaryota; Viridiplantae; Streptophyta; Magnoliopsida; Solanales; Solanaceae. The record is from RefSeq and is a predicted model, not a curated record. The coding region runs from base 370 to 1992 and encodes 540 amino acids.